AUGAAAGGCACUCUACAGCACGCUUCUUCUGAUCCGAGUUUUAGUCCUGGCGCGAAUAAAAUUCAUUUGGAGAGCGGUGACCUCGAAGAUUUAAUUGCGAAAUUCAAGCGAACUGGGUCCACAGAAACACGCGAUGCAGCGCCAUUUCUAGCGCAACCUCCCAGCCUGGGCUGCAUAUCGGAAGCUAAUGCAGGCGGCCCAUAUGAGGAUACUGCGAUUGACAGCGAACACCGCAGACGAAGGAAU
This is a messenger RNA of Sphaeroforma arctica JP610, 246 nucleotides long. RefSeq lists its product as hypothetical. The annotation marks the transcript as partial. The record is from RefSeq and is a predicted model, not a curated record. The transcript has a single exon. Lineage: Eukaryota; Ichthyosporea; Ichthyophonida.